Molecule: messenger RNA, 1012 nt
Organism: Haliotis rubra (blacklip abalone)
Lineage: Eukaryota; Metazoa; Mollusca; Gastropoda; Lepetellida; Haliotidae
Exons: 6
Coding region: 65-823 (252 amino acids)
Source: RefSeq, a predicted model, not a curated record
ACAAGCAGGGGUUACUGAAGACCAAUUCUAACCCAGAUCUUCACGCGUGCUAAUAAUCAGAAUAAUGCUUACAUUUAUACAGGAAACAUGGACAUGCUCACAGAGAUAUACUCCAACUUCAAAUUCCCAUCAGGAGAGUUACUCCGAGUACCUUAUGUUCCAGAUGUUUUAUUGGCACCCGGUGUCGAGACAGGACAUUCUCUGGUGUUGUCUGCGGAAAAGCAAGUGCCCCAAGUCCACUGGAGACGUGGGAGAUGCCGUGGUCAUUGACCGGGACCGACUGGCGAAGACGGGCGGCUGCAAUGCUAUUGACUGUCCCAGUGACCCAACCGCCAGAUGUGUGGUAACAAGAGGCCGAACUCUCUGUGUGCCCUUCAGUACCUCUGUCGAGUUAUCAUCACAGCAUUUGUUCGUUGAGGAACGGAGAGAAUGUUGUGAAGACCAUACCGGGUAUACAUACAGCAUGGAGUUUGAUGUCUGCUACAAGAUGUAUACACAUACUAAAAGGUUUACCGAGGGGCGGCGUGUUUGUAAGGAGCACAGAGGGGAUCUGGCAAUGCCGAAGACUGUGGAGCUGCAGGCUUUCUAUGUCGACCAUGUCCUGUCUAAGUCAUCCGUCAAUGCCUUCUUAGGAGCAAUGCGUAUUGUUUGCCAAUGGAGAUGGCUGGACAACACAUUCGUGAAGGGAAUCAGAUUCAAAAGACACGACUGUGUGACAAAGCUGUGUCUCCUGUACAACAGAGACGAUAAUGCUCUGACCAACGGCAAAUGUAAGCACUCAUACAACCUCGGGUUUCUCUGUGAAAUACCUAUGAACGUGUAAAAUGUCGUGUAAAAAGACAGUAAUAUUGUUAGGUAGCCCCAAGCUAUUGCACCAGCUUUGUUCAACAGACUUUGUAACAUUCCGUUAAUAAAAGAAUAUUCGACUUAAAUGCUGACUUUAUUUCUACAGUACAUGUGUAAAAAGACAGUAAUCUACUAAUUGUUAGGUAGCCCCAAGCGAUUGCACCUG